Mesocricetus auratus (golden hamster) is the source of this 543-nucleotide messenger RNA. Its product is annotated as translation initiation factor IF-2-like. The transcript is spliced from 2 exons. Lineage: Eukaryota; Metazoa; Chordata; Mammalia; Rodentia; Cricetidae. Bases 1 to 543 code for a protein of 180 amino acids. The record is from RefSeq and is a predicted model, not a curated record.
AUGACGAGAAGUGUUGGGAACUGCGUGCACCGCGGGGCUGGACCAAACGGAAAGAGUCCCACUCCGCGCGCCCCUCCCCCCGCGGCCCGGGGGGGAGGGGCGGCCGCGGCCCCUCUCGGAGGGGCCUGUGAGUCCCCGGCCCGCGCGGGGUCCCGGGGCGGCGGGCCGGCGGCGACGGCGGGAGGGCCGCCCCGGGGUGAGGGGUGCAGGCGGACUCCUCGGAAUAACAAGUUGCAGAAGAAGAAGAAUAAGCGGAAUUUCCCCAACGCUGCUCCGGCCACCCAAGACAAAUGCACCAACACACACUCACUCACACACACUCGGGCCCGGCAGCCAUCCCGGGGAGUGGGGGGGUGGGGAGGGGGCCCAGGCGGCCAUCCCCCGGCCGCAGGCACUCGCGGGGGGCGGCCCCGGCCCGCGCCCCCCCAGCCCGGCCCCCCGCCGGGACGCCGUGUCGCCCCCUCGCCGCCACCCCCGACGCGCCGCCCCUGUCACCCGCUCCGGCCCUGCACUCAGCGCCCAGGCUCCCGAGGCUGCUCAUAA